UACUACAUGGUUAUUUGUCACCAUACCAGCCACGGGAAGAUUCCCGGCAAAUCGAACGGGGUAAAAGGAUGGUACAGUUGGGGAGGGAAGGAGCAUGAGACUCACGAUUAUUCCUAUGUUGUUGUUAAAGGUGGUCAUCACCAUGGUGGAUUCAAUCCUAACCCAGGGCAUCACCAUGGAGGCUUUAAUCCAGGGCCAGGACAUCACCAUGGUGGUUUCAAUCCUGGGCCAGAACAUCAUCAUGGAGGAUUCAAUCCUGGGCCUGAGCAUCACCAUGGUGGUCUCAAUCCUGGGCCAGAGCAUCACCAUGGUGGAUUUAAUCCCGGGGCAGAGCAUCACCAUGGUGGUUUCAAUCCUGGGCCAGGACAUCACCAUGGAGGAUUCAAUCCUGGACCAGAACAUCAUCAUGGUGGUUUCAAUCCUGGGCCAGGGCAUCACCAUGGUGGAUUUAAUCCCGGAAACCAUCGUGGAGGCUUUGGAUCUCAUCAGUAGAUUCUGAAUGAUAGAUUAUUUUCCGUACAGUUUAACCGUGUUGAAGAAUUUGUUAAAUUACUUGAUUACAUUCUCAGACUUAUCACCCCU
Molecule: messenger RNA, 582 nt
Organism: Bolinopsis microptera
Lineage: Eukaryota; Metazoa; Ctenophora; Tentaculata; Lobata; Bolinopsidae
Exons: 2
Coding region: 95-499 (134 amino acids)
Source: RefSeq, a predicted model, not a curated record